Capsella rubella is the source of this 751-nucleotide messenger RNA. RefSeq lists its product as uncharacterized. The record is from RefSeq and is a predicted model, not a curated record. The transcript has a single exon. NCBI's taxonomy places the organism in Eukaryota, Viridiplantae, Streptophyta, Magnoliopsida, Brassicales, Brassicaceae. Bases 1 to 657 code for a protein of 218 amino acids. Gene Ontology annotation, molecular function: nucleic acid binding; 3'-5' exonuclease activity. Gene Ontology annotation, cellular component: cytoplasm; nucleus.
AUGGCUCCGACGAUCAGAACCAUCGGAAGUUUCCGUACUCACCAAAAACACUUGAUCGAUUUCUACGGAGAAGACUUGAUCGUCACCGUUACGCCGACUGCCACCGUAAUCCGCCGCUGGAUUCGUAGCGUCCGCUCCUACAACCGUAAUCACUCAGUGCAUCCUCUCGUCGUCGGAGUCGGCGUUCAGUGGACACCGGAUAGUUCCGAUCCAGAUCCUCCACCGGAAACUCUCCAGCUAUGCGUCGGUAGUCGCUGUCUGAUCAUCCAACUAGGUCACAGUUACCGUCUCCCCAAAGUCCUCCGCACUUUCCUUGCCGAUCCCAAAACGACUUUCGUCGGCGUUUGGAACGGCCAAGACCAGAAAAAGCUCGCGGGAUGUAGCCAUAGGGUGGAGAUCAGGGAGAUUCUGGACUUAAGGCUGUACGUGAAAGAUUCGAGAGGGGCUAUGAUGCGGCUUUGUUCGUUUGAACAGAUCGUGAAGGAGCGUUUGGGUCGCGCGGGAGUGAGGUUGGAUCCGGCGAUUUGUAUGAGUGAUUGGGGAGUUUACAUCCUCAGCCAUGAUCAGGUACUUCAGGCGUCCAUUGAGUCGUGUGUUUGCUUCAAGCUCGCUGUUGAGGAACGUCUUUGGGAGCUGCAAAAUAUCAAAUGCAUGUAAAGUCGCUAAUCUUGUGAUUUGAUUAAGUUGUUCUUCACUGUUUUUAUCAAUGAACGUCUUCUAAUUUUUUUAAAAAAUUUAAACUUCAGAAAUG